Molecule: messenger RNA, 1938 nt
Organism: Chaetomium strumarium
Lineage: Eukaryota; Fungi; Ascomycota; Sordariomycetes; Sordariales; Chaetomiaceae
Exons: 2
Coding region: 102-1610 (502 amino acids)
Molecular function (GO): protein binding
Source: RefSeq, a predicted model, not a curated record
ACGAGGGGAGAGGUGCAAUACUUCAACAUUGGUCCCUUCUGCUCUCCUGCCCAGAACCGCUCCUAGUUGUCGGAACGAACACUAGUCUUUCUACCACCACCAUGACCGACACAACCAUGGAAGACGCUCACGCAACAAUGACUGCGAUGGACCCCCAACUCAGCUCCCCACUGGUCCAGAUGCCACUUGAGGUCCUCGUCCGGAUCACUUAUUUCAUCUCCACGACCGAUCUCGGAAACGUGCGACUAAGCUGCAAAGCACUCGAGCAGGCGCUCUUCACCUUUUUCUCGCACGAGUUCUUCCGCAAGAAGCAGUUCAUGGUCACCAGCCACAGCCUGCAAGCGCUGGUCAAUAUCUCGAAACAUCCAACCCUCUCUCCUACUCUUAGGCAUGUCAUCAUCGGCGCCGACCGCCCGGUUUCCUCCGCCAGGGCCAAUGUAGACCGCACCAAAUUCGAAGAGGACAGCGCCCGGCUGAGGCUUGCCACGGCGGACCACGAGAGCUUGUUUACCACAGGGGCACUGCGAGACAUGCUUGCAGAAGCAUUCGCCAAUUUGGCGAACCUUGAGACCGUCGACAUCCGUGACUUCGACGCUCCUAGCCGCAAUCGCGAUGGGCUGGGCACGCCGUGGAGAAGCUACGGGUCCGCCAGGCUUCAGGCGUUGAUACCUGCUGGCUGGCCCAUGCACGGUCCGCGGAUGUCCCAGGACCCUUACAUCACUGAGCUCUUCAGCGCCGUUAUUGCCGCCCUCGCUGUUGCUCAAGCGCGACCGAAAAGCGUCGAAGUGCUCAUCAGGAACCCGCGAUACUCAAAUCCAUGGGGCCUCCAAGACAACGCAUUCUACAUCCCCCCGCGCCUGGAAGAAGCCACGGCGGCGCUUUUGUCGAGCCUGCAGUCGCUUCACUUGUCACUGGUCGUGGCGGAUAAUACCGUUAGGCCCUUUAUGUACCAGAAGUUUCUAUCGCUCGCAUCCAACCUCACUUGGCUUCGUUUGAACUUCAGAGGUUUCCAGGAAGAAGUACGGAAAGUUUUCUCCUGGCUGGCGCUGAGAGAGACGGAAAAGCCGCCGAUGUCUUUUGACCUUGACCCUAUCCGGUUUCAACGGCUAGAGCGGUUUGACCUCGGGCAGGUCACAAUCGAAGCCGACGUCUUGCUCAAGUUGGUUGUUAAAUUCUCCCCCAGUCUAAGGUAUUUGUACCUGCGGACGGUAACCCUCUGGGAUCCUGAGGAUCCGAGUCAGCUACUCAGGAAGAUCACCCCUUGGACGGGGUUUCUGUCCGCGCUUUCUAGGCUGCCAGAUCUAAAACUCCGACAGGUCUGUCUUAGUGGGAUAAAGCAUGGGUGCUCGAUGCGCAUCAUCGGCGGUCGAUUCAACGGCCACGUAAGGUUUCAGGAUCCCAACGCGUCUGGGCUCGUGAACGACUGGAUGUGCUCGACAGACCUUACCACGCUGGACAAGGCCGUUGCACAGACGAUUGCGGCUAUGAUUCCGGAGUUUCCACCGGAUGACCGUUCGCAAGACGAGGAGGAGCAGGACGAGGAUGAGGAUGAUGAGGACGAUGAGAAUGAGGAUGAGGAAGGGGAAGACGGUGGAAGCGAGGAGGAAUAGAACGGAGAAGGGGUGGCUUAAUCUCUGGCGUCAGUUUUACAACGUCACCUAACGCCUUGAUCUUUCCUUGGGUCCUGAAUAUUGGAGAUAUGGACACCAUUCCGGGUCCACGACUCGUGCAAACAGUGCCUAACGCUGAACCAAGAGGUUCCAACAGCUGGUUCAAGAGCUGUUGCAGCAUAUAUCGAUGCUUGAGGUUCAAUUGGGCCAAGACAGGACCAUUACGUGUAAAAUUGUAUAAGUGCGAUGGGAUGUCAACUUCAUGCGAGGCAUCAAUCCCUGCUUUGAGGCAGCAUAUGAAGGGAGGUACUCACUCCGAGCUCAAGAG